Messenger RNA from Verticillium dahliae VdLs.17, 2739 nucleotides. RefSeq lists its product as uncharacterized. NCBI's taxonomy places the organism in Eukaryota, Fungi, Ascomycota, Sordariomycetes, Glomerellales, Plectosphaerellaceae. The transcript is spliced from 2 exons. Bases 1 to 2739 code for a protein of 912 amino acids. The record is from RefSeq and is a predicted model, not a curated record.
AUGAGUCAACCGCGCUAUGGAAGAGAUAUGGAUGGGCCGGCAGUAGGAGGGUCAGCACGGAGGGCCGGAGAUGGUGUACAGGCCGGCGCACCCAGGAACAACAACUACGCAUCGCCCAUCCAGCCGCAAGGCACAAGAGACCAAGGACCGAACAUGUCACCGAACACAUCCCCACGACGCCAGGCCGGCGCAUCCAGUCCCAGUCAAUCGCGGAUUCCACGGCUUCAGGGACAAGCCUCGCAAGGCAGAGAUGCCGGCGGUACCGGGCUUAUAUCACGACCUACUCCGAUCCCCCAAUGGCCCUUGCCGGGUCCCAUACCAUCCCCGGUCACCUCGUCCGGUUCUGCGCCAUAUAAGCCGCCUCCGGGUCGAUCGCAGCCUCCGCAACGCCCUCCACGCCCAAGCCAGGUGCCCUCUAUUCUCGACAGUUCCCGUGUGCAGGACCAUACACCCGUCUUCCAGUACAAUGCAAGGGAUUCGACUCAAAGCCAGGACCUGUCAGGCUCCGUACCUCCCACGCCAUCAUCGAGGCAGACGCAAUCGACAAUCUCGUCUGUUGGUUCCAUCCCUGACUUUCCCAUGCCCGACUCUACAAGUCAAACGCCUGGACUCGCGCCGCCGAGGAGAAGUGUCGGGCUUGGCCCGCCACCGUCCUCAAGGAGAGGAGACUCAUCGUUCUAUUCAAAUGCCUCAUUCGUCUCGCCGAUCCCCGAAGAAAGCCCUCGCUCGCGUUCGCAUGGGUCUUAUGCUUCGAGUGCUGCAAUCCCCGAAAGCUGGGGCACGGAAUCGCCAGAACCCAGCCCGGCCUAUCAAGAUAGAUUCUUCGAAGAUCCAAUCACCGAAGAGGAGAGCUUCAGAUCACAGGAUGAUGAUGGUGAUGAAAGCAAACUUGUGAGAAGCGCCAGCAUCGGCAAACGAGGCAAGCCUGCCAUUGUCAUGAACCGCGGCGUCGGCGGAGAGUCAUCCAUGCCCGCAGAGCCGUCGCCGGCUGCGCUGCGACCUGCGCCAACGCCCGUACAGGGGCCCGGAUACCCGUUCCAGACGGGCACCGGUUUCCUCGACGUCUCAUCGAGUUCUUCGGGCGCUCUGCCAACCAUCAAGGCGACGGCCAGCCCUCCUCCGCUGACGGCAGACGCCAUGCUGGGUGCCUUCGCCGCCGCCAGUGCAGCGGAUCCCGCAGACAUCAGAAGGGCCACGCCGUCGCCGCGACCCUUCAGUCGGCUGUCUGCCAUUCGACGGCCGCCCAAGCUCGGACUUGAUAUCGACUCGGUCCGAGAAAUGGAGGCGCGAGGCAGCAUGACCAGUCUACCUGACCUCAUCAAGCGUGCAACACGACUCGCUGCGAUGAUGGACCGAGGGAACCGACCCGCGAGCAGGUUCGACGACCAUGGCAGUUGGCCUGACGAGAAGAGUAUGGAGAAGGAGAUGUCUGAUGACCAACACCGAUCCGGGUUCUCAGAUAUGCUGGCGGCAUUCCCUCCGCCUGCAGCGACGCCAGCCCCUACUCGUCAGAGUCGCGGUAGCUGGUUCAGGAGAUCCACUUCCUCAUGGCCGCUGGCCCCUGAUCGGAUCCAGACGCCACCCCAGGCGCGACGUCGCGGUAUGACGGAGAUCACGUAUGCGGACGGCGAUAGCUCAGAGGACAAGAAGAAACGCAGGCGUUGCUGUGGCCUCCCCCUCUGGGCUUUUAUCCUUCUUGUGGUACUGCUCCUCGGCAUUGUAGCGGCUGCCAUCGUUGUGCCACUGCACUUCUUCGUCUUCAACAACAGCGGUGGAAACAAUGCUCCGCCAGAGCCGGCGCUGACGAGCUGCGAAGCCCAGCUUACCUGCGAAAACGGAGGCACCAAUGUCGUGGCGCGCAAUGUGUGCUCGUGCAUAUGUACCAACGGCUUUACGGGGUCGACUUGUGCUGUGACCGGUGCGACAGGAUGCACAACGACGAACCUUGUGCUCAUGGCGGCUGAGGGCAACAUCGGCAAUGUGACGCUGGGCCAGGCCAUCCCACGACUGAUCCAGCAGGCGCAAACCAACUUUACCAUCCCGUUGAUGGGCACAACUAUCCUUGCCAAAUUCAACCAAGAGAGUCUCUCGUGCAUCGCGCAGAACUCGCUCGUUACCUUUGAUGGACGCUCAACCCGUACGGGCGGCGCCAACUCGGAAGUCGUCAUUGAUAACGACAAUGGCAUCGACAACAGCGGCGGUACAGAUCAGCCAGCUGCAUUCGAGCAGAUUCCCUUCCUAACUAUUACCCCUCCGUACCGUGUCACGACUGUGGUGACAGGCACGGUCACGGUGACGACAACGAUCACGGCGUUCCCACAGGAUCCGCCGUCGACGAUCACGCCGGCGCCGGUGACGCCGACCGCGCCCACGACAACGUCCAGCCUUCCCUCGCCGACGGCCACGUUCAUGGUGACGGAGGAAGUGCUCGAUUUCGCCCGAGCCGUGGUUCUCUUUGUCCUUCAGGAGCGAGACCUCCAGGUGGCAACAGCGUCGCAGACAUCGCUGCAGCGGUUCUUUGCGCAAGCCAGCAGCGGCAGCCAAAACACCAGGGACGGCGUGACACAGGAAAUGGCGGCGAGCUUGGGCCUCGCGGACGGAAUCACGGUCGAUCUCGUCCACUUCCUCGUCAACGUUUCGUCGAGCGGGACCUCGGGAGGUUCGAAAAGGCGAUGGGUGGCGGAGGAGGCCAUUGACCAGCUUGGUCUGGCGCACAUACUGACGACCACGGCGAGUUGA